CGAGGACGACGAGACCGCAAGUAUAUAAGAGAGAAAGGCAUCCAGGUCGACUUCAGUCCUUUUCUGCCCUCCUCUCCUCCAUCAUGAGGAUGCAGGUGGCCGUUGUGGUGGUGGCCCUGGCGGCCUGCGUCGUGGCAGACAAACCCUCGGGGGAGGUCAUUUCCCGCACUGUUUCCGUCAAGAGUCGCGAUCGAGUAUCCAGCGUCAUCUCCCACUUCACCCCCGCCGACCACAGGUACGAAGCCACUGGGAGCGUGCUGAUUGAAAAGGAAUCUGCCGAGGCUCCCAGACCGAACUUACGAACCUAUAGCCCUCCAGUCGCCUCUGCCCCCGCCAAGCCCGCAGCACCGCGAGGACCUGCUGCCAAGGCUUCUGGGGCAGCCCUUACUCGCACUGUCAAGGUUAAGACACCCGUGAGGAUUCCAACUGUCAUAUCUCAUUUCGUCCCCUGCCGAUCAGGUAUGAGGCAGAGGGCUCUGUCACCAUUGUCAAGGGAUCUGCUGCUGCCGCACGGGGCUCCUCUUCACGUGGUGCUGGUGCUGGCGCUCAGUUUCACAUCCCAGCCUGCACCACCCCGCGAGGUCAAGGUAGUGCGCAAAAUCAGUAGACCAACACAGUCUUUCUCAUCUGCCUCUUCUUCUUCCUCUGACAAAUUGGCCCUGACGAGGACUGUGUCCGUCAAGACCCCAGAAAGAGUGCCCACCGUCAUCUCUCACUUUGUUCCCGCUGACCACAAGUAUGAGGCCACCGGCUCCGUCACCAUCCGCAAGGGAUCCCACAGCUCCUCAAAUGUCGCCAGCAGCUCGUCUAGUAGCCAGGCUCAGUUUGUGUCAAAACCUGCCCCUGCUCCUCGCCCGCGUCCUGCACCUGCCCCUAGGCGUCCUGUUGAAGCUCCUCGGCCUAAAGUAACCACAAGUGAGUCGUCUUCAUCCUCCUCCGCCGCUGACAGGUUGGCGCUGACAAGGACUGUCUCUGUCAAGAGUCCCGAGAGGGUGCCCACUGUUAUUUCUCAUUUCGUCCCCGCCGACCACAGGUACGAGGCUACUGGCUCUGUCACCAUCCUCAGGGAAUCUCAGGGAUCAGCAAGAGGGUCUGUGGGUGGGUCAUCUUCUUCAAAGACCCAGUUUGUAAAACGUCCUGCUGCCCCUGCCCCUAUCCCUGCUCCUCCCCGUCAGGUUGAAGUUACGAGAAAGGUCAGCGGACCCGCCCAGACCUCAUCUUCCAGCGCUAGCAAUUUGGCCCUGACCAGGACUGUGUCUGUCAAGAGCCCCAAGAGGGUGCCGAAGGUCAUUUCUCACUUUGUCCCCGCAGAACACCAGUAUGAGGCAACUGGCUCCGUCACAAUCGUCAGGGGGUCAGAAGGCUCUUCCAGGAAGGUUUCAGGAGCAUCGUCCUCUCGUGUGGCGGCCGCUUCCAGCUUCAAACCUGCUCCCAAGCCAGCCCCUCGCGUAGAAGUUGUGCGCAAAGUUAGCCAGCCUGCGAGGUCAUCAUCUUCCUCUUCUGCCUCCUCCUCUGCCUCCUCUUCUAAUGCUGGUUUGGCCUUGACGAGAACCGUGUCCGUAAAGAGUCCUCAGAGGCAGUCAUCUGUCAUCACUCACUUCCUUCCUGCUGAGCACAAAUAUGAAGCCACCGGAUCCGUUACCAUCGUUAAGGGAGGCCGCCAGUCGGUCUCCGGCCAGAGGGCAUCGAGCGGCAGUGCGUCAUUUGGUACCGAGCGUGGAUCAUCGUUCUCUGCCUUCAGUCAGGCGUCUGGAAGUGCAUCAGGACAAGCAUCAGGAAGCAGGAUUUCAUCUGGACAAAGUAGUGGAGGGUUCUUUGCUGCCUCUGCAUCGUCUGACAAGGCUUCUGGCAGCGAAACCUCAUUCGGCGCUUCUCAGACAUCUUCAGGCAGCGGCAGCCGCGCAUCUGGCUCAGUAGGCCAAAGCUCCAGCGGCAGAAUUUCCUUUGGUGCCAGUCAGGGUUCUUCCGCUGGGUCCUUUGGUCAAGCCUCCGGGAGUGCAAGCAGGUUUUCAGGCAGUCAAAGCUCAUCUAGUUUUGCUCAGAAAGCAUCCUCCUCCAGCUCAGGCAGGCAAGAUUAUUCUUCAGCAAGGAAACAAGCAUCGUCUGCAGCCUCUUCCAGUUCAAGCUUUGGUGCAUCGGCCUCAUCAGCAUCUGCUCAGCGGUCCCAAGCAUCAGCGUCUGCUCAGCGGAAGGCACAAGCAGAAGCUGAAAGCCGGGCCCAAGCAGAAGCUCAGCGCCGGGCCCAAGCAGAAGCUCAGCGCCGGGCCCAAGCAGAAGCUCAGCGCCGGUCCCAAGCAGAAGCUCAGCGCCGGGCACAAGCAGAAGCUGAAAGCCGGUCCCAAGCAGAAGCUCAGCGCCGGUCCCAAGCAGAAGCUCAGCGCCGGUCCCAAGCAUCUGCUGCAGCUGCUGCCGCUGCACGAGACUCAUCUUCCGAAGAAUCCUACAGCUACCAACUUGCGGAAUCCUACCGAGGCGGCAGCUCAGUCAGUGCUGCUGAACUCCUUGCUGAACUUGAGAGCUUCAGAGAGGACGCAGCAAGGUCUGGUGUGAAGAUCACCCAAACCAAACAAUCAGGAAAGGACGACGGCAGUGGCACAGGGCCAUACACCUUCAGCAUCAGAGUGGAGGACGACGACUCCACCAAUUACCAGAGCCGCGACGAGUGGGUCGGGGAGGAUGGGGUGGUCUACGGCUGGUACACUGUGACCAUGCCUGAUGGUUACUCCUACAACUACACUUACAUUUCCCACCCUAUCAAGGGCUACCAGGUUAAGGUGAACCGGAAGGACUCAGGCAUCGCCCUGAAGCCCGUCAAGGCUGACAUCUUUGCUCCUGCCACCGUGUUCUCUGACAAAGGCAUCGGAAGGUUUGCUGACUUUGCCAUCUCAGGGGUCAAUAACGACUACGAGGAAGAGGACAACAUGAGCUUUGAGGAGAACGCUGCCGCCAUGUUCGCUGAUUCCCUUUCUGAGGCCCUGAAAGUCACCGAACAGUCCUCGUCUACCAGGCCCGUCGUGUCUUCUGGCCCACCCAGCCACAUCUGUGGACACAGAAUUGUUCGCGUGCGUGGCUCCCGCACGCCUGGUUCUAGGACCGUUGAGGAUCUCGUCUAUGGACCGUGCACCUACAAGGGAGAGGAAGUCACUCACGACUCAUCUGGCUCAGCAGCACGCUCCUCUGGAUCAAGCUCCAGUUCUCACUCGUUCUCUGGUUCAUCAUCUGCUGGCUCUUCAUCUUCGUCUGGUCGCAAGGCAUCUGGCUCUGCCUUCAGAGCGUCAAGCCAGAGUUCUGGUUCUUCCUUCAAGGCUGCUACCAAGGCCUCUGGAUCAUCUUUUGCCUCUGGUAGCCAGAGUGAGUCUGCCUUUGGUUCUGCUAGCCAGAGUGGUUCCAGCUCUCGCUCUGGUAGCCAGAGUGGUUCCGCCUUUAGAUCUGCUAGUGAGAGUAGUUCUGCUUCUCGGUCUGCUAGCCAAAGUGGUUCCAGCUCUCGCUCUGGUAGUCAGAGUGGUUCCGCCUUUGCAUCUGCUAGACAGAGUGGCUCUGCUUCUGGGUCUGCUAGCCAGAGUGGAUCUGCCUUCGGAUCUGCUUCUGGGUCUACUAGCCAGAGUGGAUCUGCCUUCGGAUCUGCUUCUGGGUCUGCUAGCCAGAGUGGAUCUGCCUUCGGAUCUGCUUCUGGGUCUGCUAGCCAGAGUGGAUCUGCCUUCGGAUCUGCUUCUGGGUCUGCUAGGCAAAGUGGAUCUGCCUUCGGAUCUGCUUCUGGGUCUGCUAGCCAGAGUGGAUCUGCCUUCGGAUCUGCUUCUGGGUCUGCUAGCCAGAGUGGAUCUGCCUUUGGAUCUGCUUCUGGGUCUGCUAGGCAGAGUGGAUCUGCCUUCGGAUCUGCUUCUGGGUCUGCUAGGCAGAGUGGAUCUGCCUUUAGAUCUGGUAGCCAGAAAGCUAGCUCUUCCUCUGGAUCUGGUAGUGGUGCCGCUGGCUCUUCAGGCUCUUCAGGGGCUUCAGGUUCUUCAUUCUUCCAGUCCUCAAGCUCUGCCAGUUCAUCCAGUCGUUCAGGUGGCUCUGGAUCUUCCGGUGCUCGUUUCUUUGGAUCAGCAGGUGGCUCCGGUUUUGAAGAUUCGAAUGAGUCUGGCUCCGGCCGUGCCUCAGCUGCAUUUGAAUUCCACAGCUCAUCCAGUCCAUCCAGCUCUGAAGAAAAGAAAGCGAGUGGCUUCUUCCACUUUGUGAAGGAAAGCUCAGAGUCAGGUUCCUCUAAGGAGCAUUCAGGUGAAGGCUUCUCAAAAUUCAGGUCUAGCUCCAGCUCUUUCUCCCGCGGCUUUUCGUCCUCAUCUCGCUCAGGAGGAUCAUCUGAAGGGAGCCUCACACGCACCGUUUCAGUUAAGUCUCCCGUCCGCCAGUCGAGCGUAAUCAGCCACUUCACACCCGCCGAACACGUGUAUGAUGCAACCGCUGGUGUCACACUGGGCAGCAGCUCCUCUCGGCAAUCCUCCACCCCUUCCCGAGCAGUGUUCGUGUCCUCAAAGACCGACUCGUCCGCCGCUGCUGCCGCCGCACGUCAGGCUGCCGAAGCCGCCCGCGCCGCUGCCGCCCGCGCCUCGAAGUUGGCUCUCACGCGCACUGUUUCUGUCAGGUCUCCUGAAAGGAAGUCCACCGUCAUCUCACACUUCACCCCAGCAGAGCACCAGUAUGAGGCUGUUGGCAGCGUCACCAUCCAAAGGGAUUCUGAGCAGUCCUUCUCUUCCGUCUCUCCUGUCAGGACAUUUACAGUCAAGGCCUCCCCUGCCCCUGCCCCAGCCCCUGCCCCUGCCCGUGGCUAUACCUCUCCUUCUCGUCCCUCUUCCCCCUCCAAUCUCUCUCUCACACGUACCGUCUCCGUGAAAACCCCUGAGAGGAAGUCAAAUGUCAUCUCCUUCUUCACUCCGGCUGAUCACAAGUACGAGGCCACAGGCUCCGUCACCAUCCAAAGGUCGUCAGCCUGAGUGUCAUCAUCGCCCAUUCGUUGAACUGUCAGGUCGCCGGAGUCUUCUCCUCUGUACUUAGAUUCAUAAAGGUGUAUUAGUGUUUGUACAAUGUAUUGUAGUCGGUAUCAUUCAGAUCGUUUAUUUUU
This is a messenger RNA of Scylla paramamosain (green mud crab), 5095 nucleotides long. RefSeq lists its product as uncharacterized. NCBI's taxonomy places the organism in Eukaryota, Metazoa, Arthropoda, Malacostraca, Decapoda, Portunidae. The record is from RefSeq and is a predicted model, not a curated record.